Sardina pilchardus (European sardine) is the source of this 1644-nucleotide messenger RNA. Its product is annotated as circadian-associated transcriptional repressor-like. Bases 37 to 1644 code for a protein of 535 amino acids. Gene Ontology annotation, molecular function: RNA polymerase II cis-regulatory region sequence-specific DNA binding. Gene Ontology annotation, cellular component: nucleus. The transcript has 6 exons. Gene Ontology annotation, biological process: circadian regulation of gene expression; negative regulation of DNA-templated transcription. Lineage: Eukaryota; Metazoa; Chordata; Actinopteri; Clupeiformes; Clupeidae. The record is from RefSeq and is a predicted model, not a curated record.
GACUAGCGGAACGGAUGAGCCAGACACGGCGCGUGCAUGCCAGUAGUCUCCGGAGCAACUAGGAGGACGGAGGGACUGGAAAGUGUUCUUGGGCUCGUUUUGCCGUGGGCGUCUCCAGUCAUGCAGACAACAGGAAGAAGCUCCUCCCCACCUUCCCAUGAUUCCAUGAGCUCCAGCGACAGCUUCCUGUUCAGUGACAGUGACCCCGUGGAGGACGACACCGAUGUCUUCCUGUCGGAGGGCGACGCUGGCCGCACCGACGCCCGCUCGCCCUCCUCUUCCCGCUCCGGUCUCCAUGGCGACACCCUGUCCAGCCCCAGCUCUCAGUGGGCCUGCGGCGGCCUGGGCCAGCGGUCAGCACCGGUCACCGGGUCGCGGCCGGCGCCGCUGUCCUUGUCCGUGUCGUCGUCCAGCACGUCGGGGGCGUGGAGCGCCUCGGAGAGCGAGGGGGGGGGCAGCGACCGGAGCGGCCAGUCCCAAGGAGACCUGCUCUUCGCCCAGAAGUGUGUGGAGCUGCAGUGUUUUGUCAGGCCUCUGCUGGAGCUGCUGCAUGGUCUGAAGAAUGGACGGUUUGAUAAGGGUCUGAGCAGUUUCCAGCAGAGCGUUGCAAUGGAUCGCAUCCAGAGGAUUGUGGGAGUGCUGCAGAAACCAAGCAGCGGGGAGAAGUAUCUGAACACCCUGCUGCAGGUGGAGAUGAUGCUGAAGCUGUGGUUUCCUCAGAUCUCUGCUCUGGCCUCUCCGGCCCCCCCGGCCCCCCCGGCCCCCCCGGCCUGCGCCCCCCCCUCGGCCCCCAGCCCUGCACACAGCAGCAGCACACCGCCACACAAGCACAAGGACCAGCUACACAUGCCCGUCAAGAAGCGUCGGCUCAGCUGGUCAGACACGGACUCUUCCUCCACGCCGUCCCCCGUCCUGUGCAAGCGCUUCCAGCUGAGCGGUGACCCUGGGCCGAGCCCGGGCCGGGACCGGGAGAGCGGCUCCUCCACCCCGCUGCUCCAGCAGCACGCCGAGCGGAACACGGAGCGGAGCGGCAGCGACUCGGCCCACGAGCCGUCCUCCCCCCCGCCGUCCUCCCCCCCGCCGUCCUCCCCCCCGCCGUCCUCCCCCCCGCCCCCCCGCUGCUCUGAGCCCCGCCUCACCUGGGUCCACCUCGCCCCCAUCCUCUCGCCCCGCAAGGCCACCACCGGACCAGCACCAGGGGCAGCACCAGGGGCAGGGCCAGGGGCAAUAACAGGACCAGGGGCAAUAACAGGACCAGGGGCAGGGGCAGGGGCAGCACCAGGGGCAGGGGCAGGACCAGGGGCAAUAACAGGACCAGGGGCAAUAACAGGACCAGGGGCAGGGGUAGUGGCAGGGGCAGGAACAAGGGCAAUAGCAGGGGCAAAGGGGAGCUCCGUGGGGACGGUGGCGCCCCCUCAGUCCAGUCGGGGGAGCGCAGCCAUGCAAGACAGCUCCAUCACCUCCACCACCUCCGUCCUGCAGCCUCCCCACCCACUGCUGCAGCCCGGCCAGGGGGCCCCAGAGCAGCCCCCAGCACAUGACUCGCCCCUGCAGGGGAGGGGCCAGGCCACUGCUCCACCAAUCACAACGAGGCCUUUGAGCAGGGCGGAGCCAGAGGCGAUGAUCAACCCUGUGCAGAGCUAG